UCUUUUCCCAUCAAACCCUCUGCCUCUCUACCCCGCUCCUUACCUGCUUGCCCCCGCGUCUCCAUCUUCUUUCAUUCUACACACAACCCAGCACAAUGACUACCGGUGUAACUGUAAACGAUGAGGCGGUGGAGAUGUUCAACGCCUUCAAGCUGCACCGCGCGCCGCACGACAACCGAUACUUCAUCUACAAGAUCGAGAACGACGCCGAGAUCGUCGUCGACACCUUCGGCGACAAGACCAAGACUUACGAAGACUUCACGGCGUGCCUGCCGCCCAACGAGUGCCGCUACGGCGUGUUCGACCUGGACUUCACCACCCGGGACGGCCGCGAGGCGAACAAGCUGAUCUUCAUCUCGUGGUCUCCGGACACGGCCAAGAUUAAGAACAAGAUGGUGUACGCCGCCUCGAAGGAGGCGAUCAAGUCCGCUCUGAUGGGAAUCGGGAUCCACCUGCAGGCCACGGACCAGGGGGAGCUCGAGCUAGACUACAUCAAGUCCCAGGUCCAGAAGGUUUGAUUUCAUGGAACGAAAGGACGAAAUCGAGCACACCGCGUAACCGUGUAGCACGCGCUCCUUGGGUCUCGCUUCGGGAGAGGUGGAGCCGACGCAAAGCAACGGGAAAGAGGAGGCGUGGUUGAGACCUGGAGCAUCACCGCGCCUUCUCCUUCCCUAUCUAUGUUGCUCUUCAGGGGAGAGUGUUUAGCAACGGUGCGUGUGUGGUGCGUGUUGGAGAACUUGUUUUUUUUUGGUGGGGGGAUCGGGGUCACCCUAGAGGAGAGACGAGAGAGGUGGUGUCGGUGCGGAAAGUCGAAACGCGAAGAAGUGAAAGCGUCAUUCAGAGCACGUAGUUAUUUCGGCAGAGGUAUUUGACGGUGCAGGAACACAGUGUUGGGGCGGAGCAGCUCGCAUCGGAAUCGCAGGCGUGUCUCUCCAAGUGGGCGGGUGGGGGCUGCUGCAGAAGGGGUUUCCCUUCGAGCCGAGCCCGAAGUUGAUGGCGCCCCGUCCCUCCAACCGGCGAAUAUUCAUUUCGUUUCCCGCUUUUUGUAUAGUUCCCUUUGCCGAGGCUGUUUGUUCGAUGAUGUAGCGCCUUCGGGGCUUGAACCGCUUUAACUCGAAGCGGCCGCCUCGCCCCCCGCGUGGUCGUCGCUUUCUCCCCUGCCCAGAGUUGUAUACAGUUGAUGAAAGUUCUCAAAAAAAAAAAAACUGAAAUUGAUUAUGAUCCGGAUCACCAGAAAAUUUUGGACGACACUCUUUCUUGUUUUGGUUGGUUGUCUUUGCCUGCUGGUUCUGUGGAUCUUCUAUUUCUGUUUUUGGUUGUUUCACGUUCUUGUAUUUUCGUUGGCAUAAUCGUAGCACAAACAUGAGCGUCGGAUGGGUUAGGGGGGGGGUGCGCGUCGGAGGGCAAUUGGUUGUUCAGAUUUUGGUAAUGGGAUAAGGUCAGAAACUACCCGGGCGGAGAAAUGGCGCCGUCGUAGGGGGGGGGAGGGAGAGAGGGGCACGUGGAGGAAGGAGGAGGGUUUGUGUUCCGGAUCGCGUGUCGAAAUUUUCGGCGCCUGGUGAUUCGUAGUGCCACUCGCUCCGGGUGGUGUCAUUGUUGCUUGUGUAGCGAGAAAUGGCGCCGAAAAUUAGGAGGACAGUAUUUUCGCCAAUCGUGAGGCACGAGAGCUGUUCUGGAUGUGUACAAUCAAAGAUGGGCUAUCAGCAGUCCCCAGGCUUCGCUGGCAAGAAGGUCUGUACUUUUUCGGUUAAAGGCCGGCAGGGCGAGGAGGGAUGUUUCCCCCAAUCUCCCCCCCCCCCCCCCCCCCCC
Messenger RNA from Ectocarpus sp. CCAP 1310/34, 1809 nucleotides. NCBI's taxonomy places the organism in Eukaryota, Phaeophyceae, Ectocarpales, Ectocarpaceae. The record is from the annotation of a GenBank genome assembly.